AAUUUUUUUUUGUUGUUUUACAAGAUUUCAGGUUUAAUUGUUUUUUAAAUAUAUAGUCAUACUAAAAUGAGUGACCGUAACCGUAAUAACCUGCCCAAUAAUCUAGCCCAGUUGCAAAAUCUUAUAAAGCGCAAUCCUGAUUUGUAUAAAGAGGAGUUUAUUCAACAGUGGCGGCAUUUUCAGUCAAACUUGGAUGUUUUCAAGUUAAAUCCAUCUACUCCUUCUGAGUCUGUUGCUGAAACUGCUAUGUUUAUUGCCCAGGUUGGUAACUGUUAUCCUGAAGAAAUAGCUGACUUGCCUAUGCACUUAGUGGAUAUCUUGUCACAGCAUUAUUCUGUAAUGAAUUCUGAACUUCGAAUGACCUUGUGCAAGGCUUUAGUGUUACUUCGCAAUAAAAAUAUGGUCCCCCCACUUCAAGUUCUGCAGUUAUUUUUUAAGUUACUUAAAGCUAAAGAUAAACUUUUGCGCAAGACACUAUAUAAUCAUAUAGUCGGAGAUAUCAAGCGAGUUAACGCAAAAAAUAAAAAUAACAAAAUUAAUACUUCUCUACAAAAUUAUAUGUUUUCUAUACUGAAAGACAAUAGUGUUGUAGCUGCAAAAAUGUCUGUUGACAUUCUCAUUGAGUUAUAUAGAAAAAACAUUUGGAAUGAUGCAAAAACUGUAAAUGUAUUAGUGACUGCAUGCCAUUCCAAAGCUAAUAAAGUCAAGGUUGCGGCAUUAAAAUUUUUUUUAGGUAGUGAUACACCAGAAAAUGUUAAGGAUGAUAGUGAUUCAGAUAGCGAAGAUAAUGAAACCAAGGCAAAGAAAUUGAUUUAUGCAGGAACAAUCAGUAAAAAAACAGCAAAAAAAAGUCGUAAAUUAGAGAAAGCAUUGUCUUUAUUAAGGAAGUCAAAAAAAAAGAAAAAACCUGUUUCUUUUAAUUUCUCUGCUAUCCAUCUUAUCAAUGAUCCACAAGGAUUUGCAGAAACUUUAUUCAAGUCUGUGGAGCAAUCUACAGAUUUGUUUGAGGUUAAGUUAAUGGUGAUGAACCUUAUUGCAAGGCUUAUCGGAAUACACGAGUUAAUAGUACUGAACUUUUAUCCAUUUUUGCAACGCUUCUUGCAACCACAUCAACGUGAAGUGACUAAGUUGUUAAUGUUUGCUGCUCAAUCUUCUCAUGAAAUGGUUCCUCCUGAUGUAAUUGAACCUGUUCUUAUGACAAUAGCAAAUAAUUUUGUUUCUGAAAAAAAUAAUAAUGAGGUAAUGGCUGUUGGUCUAAAUGCAAUUAGAGAAAUAUGUGCGCGAUGUCCAUUAUCGAUGAGUGACAAUCUCUUACAGGAUCUUGUGCAGUACAAAACAUGUAAGAGUAAAACUGUGAUGAUGGCGGCCCGAUCUCUAUUGCAACUUUAUCGGAAUGUUGAUCCUACUUUGUUAAGAAAGAAAGAUAGAGGUAGACCAUCUAAAAGCACAUCAACCUUAAAUGAGCAUCCUGCAAAAGAGUUUGGUAGUUUAGAACCUGUUUCUUUUGUUCCUGGUGCAGAGAUACUUGAAUUAACAAAAGAUAGUGAAGUAGAUCAUGAGAAUAAUACAGAUGAUGACGAAUGGGAAGAAGCUAGUGAAGAUGAAGAAGAUGAAAAUGAAGAUGAAGAAGAUUGGAUUGAUGUAUCUCACUCUGAAGAAGAAAAAGAUGAAAAUGAAGAAGUGUCUGAUGAUGAAGCAAUUGCUGCCGACAAUGAAAAGAAAGCAGAAAUGGUAAGCACAACCAGAAUUCUGACAGACGAAGACUUUAAAAAAAUACAAGAACAAAGUCUUUCAGAAAAAUUACAUGGCACAAAACGUAAAGCUCAAUUCAAUAGUGAUAAGUCUGACAUCAUUGAUUUGGCCCAAAUAGAAAAUGUGCACAAGAAAAUGUGCCACGAUAAACAAUCAAGGCUUGCUACCGUAUUGGCUGGUAGAGAAGGUCGCGAAAGCUACAGCAAAGUAAAGCCUAAACGACUCAACGAACACGCAAGCACGACAAAUAAAGAAAAAGUCAAAUCGAAACCUUUCAUGAUGAUCACUCAUGGUAGAAAUGCAAGAAGUAAAGUAAAAAAAUCUUUUCGUGAAAAACAAAUCUCUUUACGUGAUUCGCUCUUGAAACGCGAAGGUAAACUGGGAAACAGAAGAAAGCGAUAAAUUUUAUGUUCUUUUAUUGAAAAAUGCGAUCGAAUGA
Molecule: messenger RNA, 2191 nt
Organism: Hydra vulgaris (swiftwater hydra)
Lineage: Eukaryota; Metazoa; Cnidaria; Hydrozoa; Anthoathecata; Hydridae
Product: protein SDA1 homolog
Biological process (GO): ribosomal large subunit export from nucleus; ribosomal large subunit biogenesis
Cellular component (GO): nucleolus
Source: RefSeq, a predicted model, not a curated record